CACCUCCCCCCCUCUCUCUCUCUCGCCAACCACCUCUUCUUUUUCCCUCUAGGCCGGCAAAGGCAUCUAUCCCACGCUUGUUUAAUGACGUCCAUGGAUGAACAGACCACCAUCAUCGCCCUAUUCUCGCUACUCGUCCUCGGCAAAAUCCUUGUCCUCAUCCACCUCAUCCGCCGAGAAAACGCCAGGAAGAGGAAGGCUCGUACCAACAACCUUGGCGCCCCCUCCGGCCCAGAGGUCCUGGUCGAGGACCCCAUGACUCAGCGGCUGAGGUCGCAGCGAUUCUUGUUGGACGACAUCGCGAACACCAAUGGUUCAGCCCUGUCUCUUUUGACGACGGAGACUAUCCCUCAGCCGCCACCGGCCUAUACCACCCAGGAUCUGCAUCUUGAAUUUGCGCACGCUCCACCUCCGCCUUCGUUCGCGGAUCUUGUAGGGCCUUCUCCGUCGCCACCAAGGACGAAGCCGAACGCGAGGAGGUCCAGUGGCGGUAGUGUUCUGUCGGGGAUACCGUCAUCGCCGCCAGCUGGGCAAGCCGAAUCGUCUGCUCCGAGACGCUCUUUACCUAACACAAACUGAAAUUCAGACACUGACGCGGGCACGGACAGGUCUCAACCACCAUCGUAUCCGGACCAGCCUCAGCAGCAGCAUCGGAGUCUGAGAAGGACUGUUGCAGUGCCGCCCAUAGCGGUGUUCUGUCCUUCUGCCAUCGUCCAUAUGUAACAACCAUCGCGCAGUCAUUUUAUCUAAGUGAAGUUACUUGAGCGCCCAGCUUCUUGUAAUCUACUCGCGUUUUAUGACUCAAGAGCAAUAUAUAGAUAGGUGUAUAUAUAUGUCCACAAGAUCUUU
Messenger RNA from Gamsiella multidivaricata, 849 nucleotides. RefSeq lists its product as uncharacterized. The record is from RefSeq and is a predicted model, not a curated record. Lineage: Eukaryota; Fungi; Mortierellomycota; Mortierellomycetes; Mortierellales; Mortierellaceae. The transcript has a single exon. The coding region runs from base 85 to 579 and encodes 164 amino acids.